AAUAAAAGGAGAGUGGUGGUGGUGCCAUAAAAUCAAUCUAAGAGAUCUCUUUGGGGACCUCCUACAAUAAUAUUUAAACUAGUCUCCUCCCAUUCUCUAUUGUCUGUUCUGUUUUGCUUCUUGUCUUCUUCUUCUUCUUCUUCUACUCACUUCCUCUCUGGUCCUUUUGGUGGGUUUAUCAGUAGUUUUUAGCUGAUAAAUCUAACCAACAUUGCCCAUUUUUUUAAGUAGUAGAAGAAGAAGGAUCUUCCAUUUCUCGUCUAUUUCUUUCUAAAUCAUUUCUUUUUCUGGGUUUCAUUUGGUUGUUUACUUCACUUCCAAAAACCAGAUCUCCCCAUCUUCUUCUUCUUUUUAUUACAGUAUACAUUUUCUUUUUGUCUCUCUCUUAAUAAACAGUACUACACUGUACUGUUUUUGAGAUUUUUCAAAAAUGGAGAAGUCCCAGAGAUUUGUUUGUUUGGUUGUGUUGCAUUUAGUACUUGUGUUGUUACCAUCAUCAGUGAAUGCUGGUCAUGAUUAUCGUGCUGCAUUGAGUAAAAGUAUACUAUUCUUUGAAGCUCAAAGGUCUGGUUAUCUUCCUGGUAAUCAAAGAGUUAGAUGGAGAGCUAAUUCUGGUCUCAAUGAUGGCAAAGCUAGUGGGGUGGAUUUAGUAGGAGGAUAUUAUGAUGCAGGAGACAAUGUGAAAUUUGGGUUACCAAUGGCAUUCACAGUGACAAUGAUGUCAUGGAGUAUAAUUGAAUAUGGCAAACAACUAGCUAUCAAUGGUGAACUUGGCCAUGCUCUAAGAGCUGUGAAAUGGGGUACUGACUACUUCAUUAAAGCUCAUCCACAACCUAAUGUCCUCUAUGGAGAGGUUGGUGAUGGAGAUACUGAUCAUUACUGUUGGCAAAGGCCAGAAGACAUGACGACAGAUCGACGGGCAUACAGGCUUGAUCCUAACCACCCAGGUUCCGACCUUGCUGGAGAAACAGCAGCUGCAAUGGCUGCAGCUUCCAUAGUCUUUCGUCGCUAUGACAGAGCUUACGCUGCCACUUUACUUCGCCAUGCUAAAGAGCUAUUCAAUUUUGCGGACAAAUACAGGGGGAAAUAUGAUAGCAGCAUCACAGUUGCUCGAAAGUACUAUCAAUCUGUCAGCGGAUACUCCGAUGAGUUGCUUUGGGCAGCAUCCUGGAUGCAUAAGGCAACCAACAAUAAGUUUUACUUGAAUUAUCUUGGGAGGAAUGGCCAUUCACUUGGUGGGACAGGAUGGGCCAUGACUGAGUUCGGAUGGGAUGUGAAAUAUGCUGGUGUCCAAGUUCUUGUUUCUAAGCUCUUAAUGCAAGGAAAGGCUGGUCGUCACUUGGAUGUUUUCCAAGGAUACCAGAAGCAGGCCGAGUUUUUCAUGUGUUCAUGCCUUGGAAAGGGAUACCGGAACAUCCAAAGGACUCCUGGAGGCCUUAUCUUCCGACAGCGGUGGAACAACUUGCAGUUUGUGACAAGUGCAUCAUUUCUACUGUCCGUUUAUUCUGACUAUCUUACCACGUCUAGGAAAACCCUGACAUGUGCUUAUGGCAAGUUUGCACCAUCUCAGCUCCUCAACUUCGCCAAGUCUCAGGUGGAUUACAUUUUGGGGAGCAACCCAAGAGCAACGAGUUACAUGGUGGGCUACGGAAACAACUACCCGCAACAAGUUCACCAUCGAGCCUCUUCAAUCCCCUCUAUCAAGGUCCAACCAUCUUUCGUAACAUGCCGAGGCGGUUACGCCAAAUGGUAUACUCGUAAAGCAAGUAAUGCCAAUAUUUUGACUGGCGCCAUUGUUGGCGGACCUGAUGCCUAUGACAAUUUUGCCGAUGAGAGAGAUAAUUUUGAGCAGACAGAACCCGCCACCUACAACAAUGCUCCCCUUCUUGGUGUGUUAGCUCGUCUAAGUGCGGGUCCCAGAGGGUACAACCUUGGUCUUCCAGAGGAUGGCUCAGCUGUGACAAAACCCAUGCCUAAGCGCAAACCAGCACCUACCCCAGCUAAAUCUUCUGUGAUCACAAUCACACAGAAAGUGACAUUGUCAUGGAAAGCCAAGGGAAAAACUUACUUUAGAUAUUCCACGCAAGUGACAAACAAGUCUAAGAAGAAUUUGAAGAAUGUGAAGCUUUCUGUAUCAAAACUUUACGGUCCUCUAUGGGGCCUGACGAAGUCAGGUAGUUCUUACAUUUUAGGUAAUUUGCCUGCACGUAAAAGCGUAGAGAUUGUUUACGUUCAUGCAGCUCCUCCAGCUUAUAUAACCGUUGCAAAUUACAAUUGAGUUAGAUUCAGGAAGGAAAACAUAUAACAAGAAAACACAUACAGAUAGGAGUGACACUAUUUUGCCUGGGUUAGUAUUUAUGAGGAGUUGGAGUUGUGCAGCUAUACAAAAUUGCAGUCCAAGAAAGGGAUCUCCAUUAUUUCGUUGGCCUUAAAAAUUAUAUUAUGGUGUGAAACUAGUUAAAAGGAGGAAAGGUGUGAAGGGACAAACAAGAAAUGGAGUGCUCAUCCUCUUUCUCCUAUAUUUUGUUUGGCAAUAGAAUAACAGUGUGUGUGUGUGUGUGUGUGUGUGUUUGGGAGGUGAAGAAAGAAGACCCUUCCGUAUUAUGUCCUGCAAGCUUGUAGCUUCAUUGCGAGGAACAAAUUUUAUUGUUUUUAUUAUUAUUUUUUAUUUUAUUUUUGUAUCUACCAACACUGUUUAAGGUUUGUUGUGUACUGAGGCUGUUGUAAUCUUCUUGAUUACAAUAUUGGAAUAUCAUAAAAGCUUGCUAAUUGGAUA
This is a messenger RNA of Papaver somniferum (opium poppy), 2776 nucleotides long. Its product is annotated as endoglucanase 6-like. Gene Ontology annotation, molecular function: hydrolase activity, hydrolyzing O-glycosyl compounds; carbohydrate binding. Gene Ontology annotation, biological process: carbohydrate metabolic process. The coding region runs from base 431 to 2278 and encodes 615 amino acids. The record is from RefSeq and is a predicted model, not a curated record. Lineage: Eukaryota; Viridiplantae; Streptophyta; Magnoliopsida; Ranunculales; Papaveraceae. The transcript is spliced from 9 exons.